Molecule: messenger RNA, 408 nt
Organism: Eruca vesicaria subsp. sativa (arugula)
Lineage: Eukaryota; Viridiplantae; Streptophyta; Magnoliopsida; Brassicales; Brassicaceae
Source: the annotation of a GenBank genome assembly
AUGGGAACCGAAGUGAUCAGGCCUCAAAACUGUUUGGUUGACCGGAUGAGAGAUUCUCCGGCGACAAUUUUUCACCAACCCCCGAGAAAUCAUUCUCACCGGAAACCACCUCUCCGACCAGACCAAAGGAGACGGUUCGGUUCCGUUGACUUCAGAACAACGUCGAAGGAUGUCAUUAGGAGAAGAGGAGAGUCUUUUGAUUCGUUUUCAAACAUCAAGUCUCGGAGAUCCAAUGCACCUGCCGACGAUAUCUACGCCGGAUCUUCGAUUUUCGUUGUUUCUCCGGCGCCGAGUUCGUUACCUUUGCCGUCGUUCUCGAGGAGGAAUGUGAAAAGCCAGGUGGUUGUUGUUUCCGUUGAUGAUUUGGCGUCUCAGGAUCUCCGGCGACUUCUUCGGCUUGAGUUUUGA